UUGGAUCCCUAAUUUUGAAACAGCAGCUGUACACCAUCUGCCAGUGUUUUAGGUUUGUGUAUCACUGUCAACCAGUGUUUCUGUUAGCUUUCGGUUGACAUAAUGCUCUGUAAAACUUUAACAAGCCCACACUGUUCCAGAUAGAUAGAGGACAUUCAGCGUUAAGGAGAUUAAUUGUUGAUCCGUGAAGAGCAGGACCUUGAAUUAGCAUGCGGUUGGCUGCCAUGGUGAUGGGAGCCUGCUAUUCCAGAGUUCUCCACAAUGUUGACAUUGAACCAGAAGGAUUGUUUUUAAGUGGACACACAACCCCAAACACGUAAACGCAUUUUUUUAAUAAAUGAACGAUAAGAGUGACGCACGCUUAUGAGCAGCGGAUGCGAUAAACAAAUGUGGAGACGUCCAUUACUUCGGAGCGGAAACAGAUUUGUAACGGGAGGGGAACUUAAUUGGGAGUUAAACCUUUGCGUCAACACCAACAGUUGACCACUUGCACCAGUAAAUAUGCAGAGUCCCAAUGCGAGUAAAGUUACAGAAACUCUCGGAGAGAAAGCAGGACACUCUUCUCAUAAGAUGUCAGAGGGAAAACACAUCUCUAAGAAAAUGAUAACAAAUAAAAAGGUUGGUGGGUGGCCCAGUUGCUCUUCCAAAUGCAAGACAGGAAAAGCUGGCUCCCAGAUACCAAGCGGCAAGGACGCGACUCAUUUGUAUGACCCAUCCAGCGGUGAUGUCCCUGCUACUUCUACUGAUCUCCAGACAACCAGUCAAAGUCAGCAAGGUUUUCCAGACAAAGUCUUCCUGCUGGCAUCAGUCAUCUUCCAGAAUAACCACCUGGAGAAGCCUGCUAACCAUCAACUGGUGAAUUAUGGCAAAAAGAGAGGGCUCCCAAUACCUGAAGUCAAAGAUGAGGAGAUGCAACGUAAAGCGUACGAACUGGCCUUCAGUACACUUACAUAUCAAGAACUGCUGGAGGACAUCAUGAUGGAUAGCCGCCUUUACCUCACUCAGCCCAUGCCAGAUGAUCAGAUGAGCCUUGUUGCUGUCAUGCUCUAUGACUUCCAGGACAGAAAGUUUCUCCCAUGGGAACACCUUGGCAAGGAGGAGAUCAUAGAAGAAGUUGAAGAAGUAGAGAACUACCUUCUCAAGUUUAAAACCAGGCUAGCAGCCUCUCUGGCCCGCUGCAGGAUCAAACAUGAUCUCUUGUCUAUUUCAUGUAUCCUGCCUGAGAGUGUGAAGGUGAAGCAGAAGAGAUCAAGCAGCCUCCCGCUUUACGCAUGGGUCAAUGCGCUGAAGAGCAGCCUUGAUGAGGUCCAAGGUGGGCUGAAGAGUGCAGGCUUCUCACAGGUGAAAUCGAUUGGGCAGCUGGAGGGCCAGACCUUCUGCCAGGAUCCCCACUGUGGGGAUAUACUGGUAUUCCCUGCUCAGCUGAAGGCUCAGCUGCACUCCACCAAGCUGCUUAGCGACCACAAACUCAUCAUCCAGGAUAAAUCUUGCUGCCUGGGUCCAUAUGCGGUAUGUGCACUGCUCCCAGAGGAGGGAGAUGUUCUUAUAGUGGGCUGCUUCUCUGCCCGCACUGUCUCCCACACUGCCUCCCUAAUUGCAGAGAAACAAAGAGCCAACUGCAAUGGCCAGCCCACAGUCUACGUUUGUGUGAGCAAUUGUACAGACACUCAGAGGGAGGAGCUACAGCAGGCCGUGACUGCCAUGGGCUGCAAGAAUGUGAAGCUGAUACAAGAGGACUUCCUGUCUUUGUACGGUGGUGACAAGCGACUUCGGAAGGUUCGCGUUAUCCUUUUGACCCCCAAGUGUUCUGUGUCUGCAGUCAGCAACCCAGUUGAAUUCAUACUGCGAGAGAAUGGAGACACAGACCUGCUGCAGGACUUAUCCCGGGGCUCCAUAGCCCAGAGCAAACUGGAAACUCUGGUAACCCAGCAGAGGAAGGAUAUCGAUCACGCCUUGAAGUUCCCCGGGGUUUCGGCAGUGGUGUACUCUACCUGUUCGUCGUAUCGAGAGGAGAAUGAGGAGGUGGUGAGCAGAGCUCUGAAGCAAGCCAAGGCCCACUCAGAUCAGGAGGGAAAACCAAGAGAAGCUGCAAACUUCAGGCUUAGUCCGUCCCCCUUCAGCCUUCCUGACCAUGCUGAGAACCCCUUCUUCAUGUUAGAGUCCUCAGAAGAGAGCAAUGGCUGUUUUCUGGCUGUUAUCAGCAGAGAGCCUGAGCCAGUGGUUGAAGAGACACCACAAGAAGUGCUCCUCAGGGCAAAUGCCAAAGGCAUACUGGACAGGAUCGGCAACCAGCAACCAACCAGAAAAGAGAAGCGUGGUCAUGCCAGCAGGACGACAAAAACAACCCAUGCUUGCACCUCUCAGCCCCAGCUCUCUGUCAGUAUUCAGUCCAAAAGCGCCAAGAUCAAGGGCAGCAACAGUACUACUGCGUGUGGACAUCAGGAAUUUCCCAACAGGCGGCAGUCAUCAAAAGGAAAGGCCAAAGCUUUGUGCUUGCAAGCCUCAAAGAACGCUGCAUCCCAUUCCUUCUCUUCCUCAAAACAAGAAAGCACCAGCUCUUCCUCCUCCUCCUCUUCUUCUAAACCAGAAAACAUGACACCCAAGAAAAUCAUCACACCUGUGUUCAACAUCACAACUUCCACCCUCACUAUGCAUCCCGCACCUUCUCCUGCUACCCCACGGGCCCCACUUGUACGUCGCCGCAGAGCUCAUCAGGAGGUGCUGAAGCCUACAGUGUUCACCCUGCCUCCUGAUCACUUCCCCAACUUCUUCCCCCCUCAAAACAGCACAAGAGGAUUCUGCCACAGCUUCAAUUACAAGUGGAGACCUGCUCCAGCUGUACACCUCUCUUGCUCCGGUCUCUCCAAAGCUGCUGUGGUAAAACCCCGGCCUCUGUUUUGAGCUCACGAACACAAACACAAGACAAGUGUAAAAGAAGUAUUAACCUUUGUGCCAAAUUCUUACCCGAGUAAAAUCAGUAGUCCUAAAAUGUUUGCCAAAUUACAAAAUGCGAGUCACCUUAAAUGCUUGUAGAGCCAUUACCACUUGUUAUUAUUACAAUGUCUUCAUGUGCCAUAAAGAACAAGCUUACCACAGUCAGAAUUUAAUCAAACUGCAUAUAUUUAUAGGGCUGAGGCAAUGUCAUUUCAGUGUCACUGCAUGAUGAAUAGCUAUUACAUGGGGUUCCACUGACCUGAAAAAUUAAAGGACAUAUUGAGCAAGCUAAUACUA
Messenger RNA from Scatophagus argus, 3231 nucleotides. Its product is annotated as putative methyltransferase NSUN7. The record is from RefSeq and is a predicted model, not a curated record. Bases 502 to 2901 code for a protein of 799 amino acids. The transcript is spliced from 13 exons. Gene Ontology annotation, molecular function: methyltransferase activity. Lineage: Eukaryota; Metazoa; Chordata; Actinopteri; Scatophagidae.